AUGUAUUUUUGUUUUCCAAAAAGUUUUUGGCCGCCUGAUCUGUGUGCAAUUUUUAUAUUUUAUGUGAUUAUCUUAUUGAUUCUAAUUAUUACAAAUUCUACGUCAAUAUUAUUUUGGAAGGAAGUUUUACCUGGUCAACAAAUUUUACGUUCUGGUUAUCUUAAACCUAUUUUUUAUUUGGUAUUAUUUGGCCAUUUAAUCAAUGCUUUAUUUCCAUUAUUUGGCUUAUUUUCUAUAAAAAAUUGGUUGUCAUUACAGCCAAUAUUAUUGUGUAUAUUAAAUUCAGUAUUUUGGUCUAUUACAUGUUUUCGAUUAUGGAUUAAUCGAUUUAAAUAUGAUUUGCCUAUUUUAUUAAACAUUUCAUAUUCAAUAUGUGCUUUGAUCUGUUUGAUACCUUUUAUAUUUUGGCGUAUAUGUUUUCCUAAUGGUGUCUACGAGUCAUAUUUUGCAAUUUAUGUGAUUGGAGUCGUAAACAUAUUUUUCAUUUUCUUCUCAUGUAUAACUGGAAGAGUGUUAAAAAGAAAAGAUGAAUCGGCUUGGGUAAAUGGAAUUUCUUGGAUUAUUGACAUUUGGCCCUACAUUUGGCCAAGAAAAAAUGUUCAACUACAAUUAACUGUAUUUGCUUGUUUAUUUAUUCUAGCAAUUGGAAGAGCAAUUAACGUAUUAAUUCCACUAUAUAGUAAAUGGAUUGUUGAUGUUUUAUCGUCAAAAGAACCUUAUUUUUGUUGGCAAUUAAUUUUAAUUGCUAGUAUUUUUAAAUUUUUACAAGGAAGUGGAGCGCAAGGAGGGUUAUUAAACACAAUACGUUCAUUUUUAUGGUUACGAAUUCAACAAUAUACUACUUUAGAAAUUGAGGUCGAUUUAUUACGCCAUUUACAUUCACUUUCAUUAAGUUGGCAUCUUUCCAGAAGAACUGGUGAAGUUCUUCGUAUAAUGGAAAAAGGUGUUGAUUCAAUGAAUACUUUAUUAAAUUAUGUUCUUUUCAAUGUACUUCCUUCUCUAUUAGAUAUUAUUUUAGCGUCAAUAUUUUUCUUUACAAAUUUUAACAUUUAUUUUGGUUUUCUUGUUCUUUUUACAAUGAUAAUUUAUUUGGUUGCUACUGUUGUAAUUUCUGAAUGGAGAAUAAGUCAUAGAAGAGCAAUGAAUGAAAGUGAUAAAAUGGCUGGGGCGAUUGGUGUUGAUUCUCUAAUUAAUUAUGAAACAAUUAAGCAUUAUAAUGCAGAAGAGCUGGAAACACAACGUUACAAGAAAGCUUAUCAAAUUUUUCAAAAAGCUGAAUAUAAAGCAAAUGCUUCACUUUCUGCAUUAAAUUUUUGUCAAAAUUCAAUUAUUGGGUUUGGUUUAACAAGUGGAUGUCUUUUAGCUGCUUAUUUUAUUGUAUCUCAUAAUAUAGAAGGAAAAAUGUUAAGUGCCGGUGAUUAUGUUUUAUUUACAACUUAUUUACUUCAACUUUUUGGUCCUUUAAAUUUUUUUGGAACAAUUUAUAGAACAAUACAACGUUCAUUUAUUGACAUGGAAAAUAUGAGAGAAUUAUUAAAACAAGAUAUUGAGAUUAAAGACGCAAUUGGUGCAAAAGAAUUGGAAGCAUUUCCUGGACGUAUAGAAUUUUGUAAUGUUUCUUUUGCUUAUAAAACUGGACAGCCAGUACUUUCAAAUCUUUCUUUUACUGUUGAUCCUGGACAAACUAUUGCUUUGGUUGGACCAUCAGGUAGUGGUAAAACAACAAUUGUUCGUCUUCUUUUUCGUCUUUAUGAUGUAACUGAUGGUCAAAUAAAAUUUAAUGGGACUGAUAUUCGAAUGUUAAAAUUGUUUUCACUUCGUAGCAGAAUUGCAAUUGUCCCACAAGACACUGUUUUGUUUAAUGAUACAAUUCGUUAUAAUAUUCGUUAUGGAAGGCCAACGGCAACAAAUGAAGAAAUUGAAGAAGCUGCUAAAGCUGCAGCUAUUCAUAAUUUUAUUACUUCACAUCCUGAUGGUUAUGAAUGUUUGGUUGGUGAACGCGGAUUAAAAUUAAGUGGAGGUGAAAAACAAAGGGUUGCUAUUGCUAGAGCAGUACUUAAAAGGCCAGAAUAUAUUUUAUUGGAUGAGGCAACUUCAGCAUUAGAUUCAAAAACUGAAAGGUCAAUACAGCAAAAUUUAUUUGAAUUGUGUAAUAGAAGAACAUGUUUAAUUGUUGCACAUAGAUUGUCUACAGUUAUUCAUGCAGACAAAAUUUUGGUUUUAAAAGAAGGAAAAAUUGUUGAGACUGGAAGUCAUGAACAAUUACUUGAAAAUAAAGGCUUAUAUGCAGAAAUGUGGUUAUUACAAAAUGAAAAAGCAUGUGGAAUAAAUUUAAAAAUGAAUAAUAUUAAUAAUGAAGAAGAAGAAUAAAGAUAGAAAAUAGUUUUUAAAAGUUUUUAAAAUUUUUAAAUAGAUCUCAUAGUCAUUGAUAUUUUUUGUUAUGUACUUUUGAUAGCCAGUGAUAUAUUUUAACUUUAGGAAUAGAGCAAGGAUUGUACUACACCCCAUCCUCCUUUUUUAAAUGAGCCCCUACAACAAGGCCCUACAUCAAAGUUUUUCAGUUGUCUAACAUUUUAAAAUCUUCAUACAUAUUUUUGAAUAUUUUGCUCAUUUCAAAUUAUUCCUUUAAUAUAUUUACUUUCUCAUACAUUCUCAUAAAUUUUUUUACAAAUUUACACAUUUUCCCUAGGCACAUAAUUUCUAAUAUGUUUUUAUCAUCUCCGCCCUUUCUCUUCCCUAUAA
Meloidogyne enterolobii is the source of this 2742-nucleotide messenger RNA. The record is from the annotation of a GenBank genome assembly. NCBI's taxonomy places the organism in Eukaryota, Metazoa, Nematoda, Chromadorea, Rhabditida, Meloidogynidae.